This is a messenger RNA of Monodelphis domestica (gray short-tailed opossum), 2870 nucleotides long. RefSeq names its product lamin-B1. Lineage: Eukaryota; Metazoa; Chordata; Mammalia; Didelphimorphia; Didelphidae. Gene Ontology annotation, biological process: nuclear migration; nuclear envelope organization; protein localization to nuclear envelope. Gene Ontology annotation, cellular component: nuclear envelope; nuclear lamina. The record is from RefSeq and is a predicted model, not a curated record. Gene Ontology annotation, molecular function: structural constituent of cytoskeleton.
AUGACGACAAUUUCUGGGCCUGAUAACUUCAAACUACGCUUUGCAAAUGAGUUUGGCUCCAUGCCAAAUGUUAAUGAGUUUGCCCUGAACAAAGGCAGCAUGGCCAAGUCAAUAGAGCUCAAAGCAAUAAAAAGGAAGCAUGAAACGAGCUUGGUUGAAGUGGAUUCUGGACGUCAGACUGAGUAUGAGUACAAGUUGGCUCAAGCACUCCAAGAAAUGAGAGAGCAGCUCAAUGAAAAAGUGAAAUUGUACAAAGAAGAACUGGAACAAAGUUAUAAUGACAAACUUGAGAAUGCUAGGUUGUCUUCAGAGAUGAUUGCAUCCACUGUAAACAGUGCAAGAGAAGAACUGAUGGAAAGUCAUAUGAGGAAUGAGAACCUUUCCUCUCAACUUUCUAACUUACAGAAAGAGUUCAGAGCGUGUUUGGAUAGGAUGCACGAGCUAGAGGAUUUGCUUGAGAAAGAAAGAGAAAACUCUCGACAACUGCUGUCUGAUAAAGAAAAAGAAGUGGCAGAAAUAAGGGCUCAAAUGCAUAAAUAUUUACAUGAUUAUGAAGCACUUUUUGAUGUAAAGUUAGCCCUAGAUCUGGAAAUUAGCACAUAUAGGAAAUUGCUGGCAGUUGAGGAAGAAAGGCUGAAGCUUUAUUCAACCCCUUGUUCUCAUGUAACAGUGUCAAGAGUAUCCUCCAGCCAAAGUAUACGUACAAGUAAAGGAAAGAGGAGGAGGGUUGAUGUGGAAGAAUCAGAGGCAAAUAGUAGCAUCAGCAUCUCUCAUUCAGCCUCAGCCACUGGAAAUGUUUCCAUUGAAAAGAUAGAUGUUGAUGGAAAAUUUAUCCGCCUAAAGAACACUUCUGGACAGGAUCAACCAAUGGGAGGCUGGGAGAUGAUCAGAAAAAUAAGAGAUACAUCAGUCAGUUAUAAAUAUCUCUCAAGAUAUGUAUUAAAGGCAGGCCAGAGUGUUACAAUUUGGGCUGCAGAUGCUGGAGUCACUGCCUCUCCUCCCACUGACCUCAUCUGGAAGAACCAGAAUUCCUGGGGCACUGGUGAAAAUAUAAAGGUCAUAUUAAAAAACUCUCAGGGAGAGGAGGUUGCUCAAAGAAGUACAACCUUCAAAACAACAUUACAUGAAGAGGAGGAGGAAGAAGAGGAGGAGAAAGCUAUUGAAGCAAUUGAGGAAGAGAAUGUCUUUCAUCAGCAGGGAGAUCCAAGGGCAUCCAAGAGAAGCUGUACAAUUAUGUAAACUAUUCAAAUCAGUUAUUUCUCAAAUUAAUUGCUGUAAUCCUUAUCUACAUAUGCUUUAGAACCUUCUCAGAAGCACAAAGUAUUUUUAUAUUUCCUUUAUUUGAAUGUAUAAGCUAGAAGCCUAAUGGCCUUAAUUUCCUUUUAUCACUGAAAAACACAUUUUAUAAAAAAAAAAUCAUAUCCAUAACUUUUCUGUAGUCCCUGCAAGAUUUUCUGCCAUUAUUGUGUUACUGGGUUUUUCUUUUCUUUUCUUUUUUUAUUUUUGAAAGUCUUUAUGAGAAGGAGAAAUAAACCACUGUAUGUCUGGGUGUAUUUGGAGAUUGCUCCAUCUAGACCAAUCAUUGUGCUAUUGAUAAUUCUCUAUUCUGUAUAAUGUAAUGGUGCUGUGAGGGAGGGGAAAACAUUUUAAAUAUUUUGGACAUUUUUGUACUGAGGAAUUUUUUUUGUAAUAAUCAAGGUUAUAGAUUUUUUAAUAGAAAAAAAUGAAACUUUGUAAGAAAGUAAUAUUGUCUAAUUAUGUGAGUACUUUCAAUAAAGGAUACAACAAAACUUGUUUUAUUUGGUAUGUUUUAUAUUCUUAGGUUCUUACGCAAAAAGAUUGGGUUUGGGAUGGGACAAACGGAAGGAAAGUAGUUUCCAUAUUAAAAUACGUUAGUUGUAUUCUUUAAAUUUAAGGAAUUUAAAGAAAAUUUUUCUUAUAUUAACAAAUUAAAAAUUUUGCUUUAAAAUUAAAUAUGUUCAAAACAACUCUGAGGUAUCACCUUACACCUAGCAGAUUGGCUAACAUGACAGCAAAGGAAAGUAAUGAAUGCUGGAGGGGCUGUGGCAAAGUCGGGACAUUAAUGCAUUGCUGGUGGAGUUGUGAAUUGAUCCAACCAUUCUGGAGGGCAAUUUGGAAAUAUGCCCAACGGGCAAUAAAAGACUGUCUGUCCUUUGAUCCAGCCAUAUCACUGCUGGGUUUGUACCCCCAAAGAGAUAAUAAGGAAAAAGACUUGUACAAGUAUAUUCAUAGCUGCGCUCUUUGUGGUGGCCAAAAAUUGGAAAAUGAGGGGAUGCCCUUCAAUUGGGGAAUGGAUGAAAAAAUUGUGGUAUCUGUUGGUGAUGGAAUACUAUUGUGCUCAACGGAAUAAUGAAGUGGAGGAAUUCCAUGGAGACUGGAACAACCUCCAGGAAGUGAUGCAGAGCGAGAGGAGCAGAACCAGGAGAACACUGUACACAGAAACUGAUACACUGUGGUACAAUCGAAUGUAAUGGACUUCUCCAUUAGUGGCAAUGCAGUGAUCCGAACAACCUGGAGGAAUCUACGAGAAAGAACACUAUCCACAUUCAGAGGAAAAACUGUUGGAGUAGAAACACAGAAGAGAAAACAACUACUUCAAUGUUGAGGUCGAGGGGAUAUGGCUGGGGAUAUCGACUCUAAAUGAACAUCCAAUGCAAACACCAACCACAUGGAAAUAGAUUCUGAUCAAGGACACAAGUAAUACCCAAUGAAAUUGAGCGUCAUCUGCGGGAAGGGUUGGGGGAAGAGAGGGGAGGGAAAUAAUAUAAUUCUUGUAACCAAGGAAUAAUGUUCUAAAUUGACUAAAUAAAUUAACUUAAAUUUAAAAAUAAAUAAAUAAAUAAAAUGUG